Molecule: messenger RNA, 1491 nt
Organism: Trypanosoma cruzi
Lineage: Eukaryota; Euglenozoa; Kinetoplastea; Trypanosomatida; Trypanosomatidae
Product: vacuolar ATP synthase subunit B, putative
Exons: 1
Coding region: 1-1491 (496 amino acids)
Biological process (GO): ATP metabolic process; proton transmembrane transport
Cellular component (GO): proton-transporting V-type ATPase, V1 domain
Molecular function (GO): proton-transporting ATPase activity, rotational mechanism; ATP binding
Source: RefSeq, a predicted model, not a curated record
AUGGGCAUACAUGAGGCAGAGGAGGUUCGUAUGCUCUCCAAGCAGGAGUUGUUGGCGGAGCACAUUAAGGCGAUCCAAAGCGGUUACUCUGUCAAGCCACACCUUGAGUACACAACGAUUCGCGCCGUGAAUGGACCGCUGGUCAUAUUGGGUGAUGUGCGUCUACCGACGUUUGCGGAGAUUGUGAAUAUCGAAUUAGCCGAUGGUACCCUUCGCCGCGGGCAGGUGUUGGAGGUGGACGGAGACAAGGCCGUUGUCCAGGUGUUCGAGGGAACAUCCGGCAUCGAUGUCAUGCGCUCCAAAUGUGAGUUUACCGGAAAAGUAAUGGAACUCGGCGUCAGCGAAGACAUGUUAGGUCGUGUCUUUAACGGUUCUGGCAUUCCUAUUGACAAUGGCCCCCCCGUAUUGCCUGAGCAGUACCGCGACAUUCAGGGGAUUCCAAUUAACCCACGGGCACGUGUGUACCCGGAGGAGAUGAUUCAGACCGGGAUAUCGUCUAUAGACGUCAUGACGUCCAUUUCACGAGGACAGAAGAUUCCACUCUUCUCUGGUGCUGGUCUUCCUCAUAAUGAAAUUGCUGCCCAGAUUGUGCGUCAGGCCGGUUUGGUUCGAAAGGAAGGAAAACAAGAGGAUUUCUGCAUUGUGUUUGCAGCCAUGGGUGUGAACCAGGAGACAGCACGAUUUUUUCGUACUGAGUUUGAGGAAAAUGGAUCUAUGGAAAAAACAGUUCUGUUUAUGAACUUGGCCAAUGAUCCCACAAUUGAGCGCAUCGUCACACCCCGUCUUGCUCUUACCACCGCCGAGUACCUUGCGUAUGACUGCGGCAAACAUGUGUUGGUUAUUCUGACAGACAUGAGUUCCUAUGCCGAUGCCCUUCGCGAGGUAUCGGCGGCGCGUGAGGAGGUCCCCGGGAGACGCGGUUUUCCUGGAUACAUGUACACGGAUUUAGCCUGCAUCUACGAGCGUGCUGGCCGUGUUUUGGGACGUGCAGGGUCCAUCACGCAGAUCCCUAUUCUUACGAUGCCCAAUGAUGACAUCACGCAUCCCAUUCCGGACCUUACGGGUUACAUCACAGAAGGUCAGAUUUACGUGGAUCGGCAACUUCAUAAUCGUCAGUUGUACCCGCCCAUCAACAUUUUACCAUCCUUAAGCCGACUUAUGAAGAAUGCCAUUGGUGAGGGCAUGACCCGCAAGGACCAUGGUGGUGUCAGCAACCAAAUGUAUGCUGCGUACGCCAUCAGUCGGGAUAUUUUGGCCAUGAAGGCGGUCGUUGGUGAGGAGGCACUCAGCAGCGAGGACCUCCUUCACCUGGAGUUUUUGGAGAAGUUUGAGAAGAAGUUUAUUUGUCAGGGAUUCUACGAGUCCCGCGAUGUGUUUCAGAGCCUUGAUCUCUGCUGGCAGCUUCUUCGCACCUUCCCGAAGGUUUUGCUCAACAAGAUUGACGUCAAGACGCGCAACGAGUUCUACGACCGCCAACCCGAGCGGAAGUAG